Molecule: messenger RNA, 4586 nt
Organism: Xyrauchen texanus (razorback sucker)
Lineage: Eukaryota; Metazoa; Chordata; Actinopteri; Cypriniformes; Catostomidae
Product: collagen alpha-1(XIX) chain-like
Exons: 52
Coding region: 137-3535 (1132 amino acids)
Source: RefSeq, a predicted model, not a curated record
UCCUGCACGAGGUUUCAUUCUCACUUUUUAUUUGCAAGUGUGCUUUGGAACCACAGCUGUCCAAAAUGCGCUAAUUGUCCAAACAGGAUUUUCUUUCUGUGUGUGUUUGCGUUGGAAUAAUAAACUUCAUCAGCAAAUGUUUUCAAGAGGCCCUUUCUCAUGUGCCAAAGAAGACAUGAUUCAUUUGCUCAGAUGGACCGUUUUCCUGUGGAUCGUAAAUACCAUUCCUUUUACUUUAGGAAUGGCAGUGAAUGAGAGACUAGAUCAUUCAUGUCCACCCUUAAAGCUGGAGGACAAAUGGCAGACCAGUUUGAGCAUUCACCGAGAAUUAACAGGAUUUGAUUUAGCCGAGAAAUUCUUUCUUCGAAAAGGCCCGGUGAUGGACGACAGGUCGUUGUUUAGACUGGGGAGUAAACCCCUCUUCAAACCCACAGAAUCUGUGUUUACAAAUGGACUUUCACAUGAAUACUCCAUUAUAUCUAUAUUCCGGCUAAGGAAAACCACAAAGAGAGAUCGCUGGUUUCUUCUGCAGAUCUUUGAUAAAGGUGGAGAUACGCAGGCAUCAUUAAUAGUGGAUGGGGCUAAGAAAACGGUGGAGUUUUUAGCCCAGGGUUUUCUGAAGAACAGCCUCCUAUAUGUGUUCAAAAACAGAGACCUGCACGCCUUGUUUGAUCGACAGUUUCACAAGCUCAGUGUAUCCGUAGAAAGCAAUGCUGUUUCCGUCUUCCUGGACUGUAAAUUGAUAGAGCGUCAGGUGACCGCUGAAAGGGGUGCCAUGAACCUGACCGGACGCACCUUCAUCACCACUCGUGUGGAGGAUGGACGUCCAGUGGAUAUUGAGGUUCAAGAGAUCCUGAUCUUUUGUGAUGCUAGAAUAGCCGAGAUGGACAGAUGUUGCGAUUCUCCUGGAGUUACGUGUGAACCCCUGGAAACCCACAAACCCACAGCGGCCCCAUUGGUCACAGGAUACUUCCACAGAUUGCUGUCCAUGCCAGUUUAUCAGCCAACCGAUCGAUGCCACUGUCCCCCCAUUAAGGAGGAUCAAGGGCUUCCUGGUUUGGGAGGACAUGCUGAACAAAAAGGAGAUAAAGGAGAUAUAGGGGAUAUGGGUAAUGGGAGUAUUGCUGAUUCUCUUGGUCUGGAUGGUUCAAAUGGUAGCAAGAGUUUGAAAGGAGAUCCUGGACCUCAAGGCCCACCUGGUGUCAAAGGUGAUAAAGGGGAACCAGGCCCGCCAAGUACAGGAAAUCUAGCAAUUGAAAAUCAAGGACAAAAAGGGGACCAGGGUCUCCCAGGUGUUUCAGGAGAAAAGGGAGACGUUGGGUUGCCCGGUCAGCCAGGAACGCCAGGGAAAGAGGGCAAAAGGGGUCGACGGGGAAAAACAGGAGAACCAGGGACUCCAGGACCUCCAGGUGAGAAGGGUGACCUGUGUGUCGCAGGAGUGGAUAGCCAGAAGGGCGAGAGAGGGGAUCCUGGUUUGCCUGGCCUGCAGGGAGCCAGUGGAAUAAAAGGGCAAAAGGGUGAAGAAGGCCCCCGAGGACUUCCGGGACCUGUUAUGACAGCACAUGGUCUGAGACUAUCUGGACCUGGGGAAGGAGGCGAAAAAGGCCAGAAAGGAGACCAGGGUGAAAAAGGUUCUGAAGGCCCUCAAGGACUAAAGGGAGAUACUGGAUUACCUGGGCUGACAGGGACACCAGGACCUGAGGGAAAAGCAGGUCCCAUUGGCCUUCCUGGUCUUCUUGGAGACCCGGGCUCUGCCGGUCAGCCAGGACUACCUGGAAAAGAUGGAAUGAAAGGAGCGAAGGGUGAUGCAGGUGGAGCACCAGGCCCAAUAGGCUCCCCAGGUCCCAAGGGUGAGCCUGGUGAGCCCUGCAAUGCUGGACCAUGCAAUGCGGAGGAGGUUGUGUCUGGCUUACGUGGGUCACGGGGCCCUAAGGGUGAGCGAGGGGUACCUGGAGUACCUGGAGACGCAGGAGAGAAAGGAGAAUCUGGUAUUGGAAUCACUGGACCCCCUGGUCUGAUGGGACCAAAAGGGGAUCCAGGAUAUCAGGGUCCUCGUGGACUCCCAGGACUAACCGGAUUGCCAGGAAAUAUGGGACCGCCAGGCCCACAAGGCAGACCAGGACCCCCUGGACCCCCUGGAGAACCGACGGCGCUACCCAUUUUUGGAGACAUGGGCGCAUUACUGAAGAACGCCUGCAGUGUGUGUCAAACCAGACUACCAGGACUACCUGGGCAGAAAGGAGAGAAAGGAUCCCCUGGAGCUUCAGGUAUUCCGGGAAUGGAUGGAGAAAAGGGGGAUCAGGGUCUGCGUGGCCCUGCUGGUAAUCCAGGGAAAGAAGGUCCAAAGGGAGUGAAGGGUGAGAGAGGGUUUCCUGGACCAAUGGGGGACAAGGGGGAUGAGGGGGCUUCUGGUGUGCCAGGAUUACCUGGAGCCACAGGCCGUAUAGGUGCACCGGGACUUUUAGGCAGACCAGGACCUGCUGGACCCCCAGGACCAAAGGGAGAUCGGGGCAGUGAGGGGCAGACAGGUAGACCCGGACCGCCUGGACCUCCUGGAGUUCCAUAUGCGGAGGGGAAUGGAAUGAGCAGUCUCUAUAAGCUUCAGAAUGUUGGGGGUAAUGCAGGCCAGAUUGGACCACCUGGGCCACCUGGACCCUCGGGCCCCAAAGGAGAUGAAGGAAAGUUGGGUGAGCCGGGACUGAUGGGAUUACCAGGACUAGAAGGGCUGCCAGGUGCUAAGGGAGAUCCUGGUCUACCUGGUCCACCUGGAAUUGCUGGACCUGCUGGAAAGCCUGGCCUGCGUGGUGAGCCAGGGAACCCUGGAGAGCCGGGAGGGCGGGGCCCUCUGGGAGAGACUGGCUUCCCUGGACCUGAAGGGCCUCCUGGAGUCCCUGGAAGGCCGGGGAAGGAUGGAAUUCCGGGCUAUGAGGGAGCCACAGGCAGACCAGGUGACAGAGGUUCCAAAGGGGAACGGGGAGAUCCGGGAAUUUCAGGAGAAAGAGGAGUCCAGGGAGAGAGAGGGAAACCUGGUGACAAAGGGUUUAUUGGUCCACAGGGACCGCCCGGACCAAAAGGAGAACCAGGCCCACCUGGGUCUUUAACAUCACCGGGGGCCGUGAAUUUGUUGAGUGAUACAGCUGCCUUGGAUGAAAUUAAAACAUUCAUUCGAAAUGAAGUAUUGCGUGUGUUUGAAGAGAAGUUUUCUGAGAGUUACGCCUCGAUGCAGAAAACGCCUGCAGCUAUAUUAGCUGCACAAGUUCGACAAGGCCCUCCGGGGCCACCCGGCAAUGUUGGCUCCCCAGGACUCCCCGGAGAGCCAGGUCCUUCAGGACCCCAAGGGUAUCGAGGGCAGAAAGGGGAACGUGGUCAAAUGGGGUUGGGAAUACCAGGAGCACCGGGCCCCACUGGCCCACCAGGUUUACCCGGAAUAGGCAUCCAGGGGCCCUCAGGUCCCCCAGGGACCCAAGGUCCACAGGGCAGAUGUAACCCCAGUGACUGUCUUCACCAUUACCCUCAUGGCAGACGGGAUGGUUAGGAUCUCUGACACUUCCUCAUUUAACCUGCUAAGAUCCUGGAAAUGAAUGAAAAUCAUAUAUACGCAAACCUUGGACUCAAAAGCAAGUGUCUGUCAUCCCUGCUAGAAAAAGAGAAACAGCCACCUGUGAGUUUGUCCAAACUUCAUCCAUUACGUGUGUGGAAGUUUUCAGUCCCUCCUGUUACGCAGAUUGCAAACAGGAUUCAGUAUGUUCAUCUACUGUAAUGUGGGCAUCAAUACAGCUAGAGCUUGAGACGUCAUUCAGAUUUGUCAUUAAUCUCUGUUUUUCAUAUUUGUGACCAAAUGGGUUCUGCAUUUACUAAUUUUCCAUGUUUUGUGUAUGAGGUAUGAAAGUUCAAAUCACGUCAUUACAAAUAUCAAAACAGAUGGUUUUAUCUGGCAAGAUGUAAUCAAGGUGAAAUGAGAAUUGUAUUUAUACUUGCUUAUUUUCCUCAAGCUAAGGUGAAAUUUAGUUUUAACUGAAUUGUGAUGGUGCUAUGCAAUCUAAAGUAAAAAAAAAUAAUAAUAAUGUUAACAAAUAUUAAGUAAAUAAGGUUAUGGACAUAUCUUCAGAUGCUAUUUGUGUUUUCAAACAUUUAAUUUUGACAAAUGUUUAAAAAAGUGUACUUUCCUGUCCUGCAGGAGUAACUUUACUCAUUAAGGGAGUAAAUUGUCAUCAUAUUGCCUCACAUGCACUGACAGUACAUGUAUGAUGGAUCGCUCAUUGUUAUGGAUCCAUUCAGGUUUAAGGACAUUUUUAGGAAAUGUGGAAGCUCAGCUGAUAUAUAUAUAUAUACACACACACACACACACACCGAUCAGCCACAACAUUUAAACCACCUGCCUAAUAUUGUGUAGGUCGCCCUCGUGCCACCAAAACAGUGCCAACCCGCAUCUAUUGCUAUUCCGAUGCUAUUCUUCUCACCACAAUUGUACAGAGCAGUUAUCUGAGUUACUGUAGACUUUGUCAGUUCAAACCAGUCUUGUCAUUCUCCGUUGACCUCUCUCAUCAACGAGGCAUUUCCAUCCACAGCUCUGCUGCUCACUGGAU